Messenger RNA from Chaetomium fimeti, 740 nucleotides. RefSeq lists its product as uncharacterized. Gene Ontology annotation, biological process: carbohydrate metabolic process. Bases 1 to 405 code for a protein of 134 amino acids. Lineage: Eukaryota; Fungi; Ascomycota; Sordariomycetes; Sordariales; Chaetomiaceae. Gene Ontology annotation, cellular component: extracellular region. The record is from RefSeq and is a predicted model, not a curated record. Gene Ontology annotation, molecular function: cellulose binding. The transcript is spliced from 3 exons.
AUGCUCAAGUCACUCUUGCUCUCGUGUCUCCUGGUGGAGGCGACAGUCGCCCAAAGAUUCACACGGCGUCCAACCCCCACACCUGUUGCCCCGCCGUCAGCAGUCCAGUCACUCUACGGUCAAUGCGGCGGGCAGACGUACACAGGGCCGACGCAAUGUCCGCCCGGGGCAUACUGCAAGUUUGACGGAAACAUCUGGUACUCGCAGUGUGUUUCCAUCGAAGAGGACGACGGGGGCCAGCCGACAGCCACCAUCCGGACCUUGACCACCGUCACCGCCGGCCCAACCGUCGUGACCACCUUCAUUACGUAUCUAACCCCCAAGACGACUACGACAAAGUCGCCGCAGGUUAUUACCAUCACCGUAGUGCCAGACGAUCCGUGUGAGCAUGAGUAUCUGUGUUAGGGCGUUGUGGGUAUAUCGGAUCGGAUCAAGGGGGAUCAGUCUAAUGCUAGUAAUGUCACUAUCUGCUUUUGAAUUGAAACUGUCUUGACAACCGUUUUGGUGAUGUCAACAUGGUCUCAGACAGCAUGCACCCCACGCCCCUUGAAUAACAUCAGCAGUGUUAACAGAGACUAGAUGUGUUCUUUAGAACCUUGGGGCCUGUUUAUCGUUGUUGAGAUGUUUUAGUAUCGCCAAACCCACCGAGUUUCUUCCCGAGUCAACGGAGAGAAUACCGUAGUGGGAAAAUGUGGGGGGCCACAGCGGUUAUUAGCGUUGGGACAACAUCAAUAAGCAUU